AUGGAUAUUGCGGCGAUGGACCCGGCGGUGCAUGGGGUUGACGAGGAGCUACCGAUCCUCGAACGGGCGGAUGAUGUUAUCGAACGUCUAACGCAGCGUUGGGGCGAUAUAGCGCUGGAGGAGGAGGAGGAAAUUGGCUUUGAGCCGGUGAGGGAAGACGUUGGGGUGGUGGCGGAGGAGGAGGAACAGCGGUGGGUGUGUGUUGGCGGAUUCUUGACAACAAAGGUGGUGAAGUUGGAGUACAUGCGGCAGGUGAUGGCCUCGGUUUGGCAACCGGUGUGGGGUAUGCAUGCUACAGAGAUUCAAUCGGGGUUGUUUAUGUUCAUCUUUUGUGAUGAAACGGAUAUGCGGAAGGUCCUCGAUGAAGGGCCGUGGUCUUUUGAAAAUAGCACCCUGGUUUGUAAACAGGUGGAACCGGGUACAAGGUCGGCAUCGGUUGAGUUAAAAUCGGUGGAUAUGUGGGUGCAACUUUAUGACUUACCGUUGGGAUAUACGUCGGAAGCAGUCCUUGAGCAAGCGGCCAAUUUUAUUGGUACAUUUGUGAAAGUAGAUGAUCGGUAUCCGGGUGCACCGUGGAAGACGUUUCACCGGGUCCGUGUGUCAAUACCGGUGGAUAAGCCGCUAAAACGGAGGAUGAAACUUAUUAAGCGGGAUAAGGCAAGCUGCUGGGUAAAUUUCCGCUACGAACGCUUACAUAAUUUUUGCGUUUAUUGUGGUUUACUGGGGCAUGCAUAUAGGUUUUGUAAGCUUUUGUAA
This is a messenger RNA of Ipomoea nil (Japanese morning glory), 756 nucleotides long. RefSeq lists its product as uncharacterized. The record is from RefSeq and is a predicted model, not a curated record. The transcript has a single exon. The coding region runs from base 1 to 756 and encodes 251 amino acids. Lineage: Eukaryota; Viridiplantae; Streptophyta; Magnoliopsida; Solanales; Convolvulaceae.